AUGGCUUCCUACAGGCCAUCUGCUCCCAGGCCAAAGGACCACGGGCACCCUGGCCCUCCUCUGCACGCCCCCGUGACCUGGCAUUCUUCUGGGGACGCCCUCGGGGUCACACCCUCAGAAAGCCCAGUAUUGACGAAUCGCAGCCCUACCAGCGUAACCCACGGCAACGGGGGAGAAAACUAUCUCAACCCUGAGACGGCGGAGAUGCUAGGAGUCUGUUUUGGAGUUGUUUUUCCGACUGCCAGAGUUUUCCACAGCAGUAGCAAGGAGUUUGAGAAAGCGCAAAGCUGGCUGUAA
This is a messenger RNA of Knipowitschia caucasica, 297 nucleotides long. The record is from the annotation of a GenBank genome assembly. Lineage: Eukaryota; Metazoa; Chordata; Actinopteri; Gobiiformes; Gobiidae.